Messenger RNA from Puccinia graminis f. sp. tritici CRL 75-36-700-3, 2085 nucleotides. RefSeq lists its product as uncharacterized. Lineage: Eukaryota; Fungi; Basidiomycota; Pucciniomycetes; Pucciniales; Pucciniaceae. Gene Ontology annotation, molecular function: copper ion binding; oxidoreductase activity. The transcript has 11 exons. Bases 1 to 2025 code for a protein of 674 amino acids. The record is from RefSeq and is a predicted model, not a curated record.
AUGAUCGUGGCAAAUGGGCAAUAUCCCGGACCAAUAAUUGAAGUGAAUCAAGGUGACGAAGUGAUUGUGAAUGUUAAAAAUAAUCUAGCCCAGCCUACUUCUAUCCACUGGCAAGGAUUAUUUCAGUUUGGCACCAACUAUUUCGAUGGCUUAGCUGGUGUGACAGAAUGUGGAAUCCCCGCCGGUGAGCAGAUGUCUUAUAGGCUUCAGCCUGGCCCGUUCACAGGGACUACAUUUUGGAAGGCAGGAUACGGUACCCAAGCAGCAGACGGUCUCACUGGAGGCUUGGUGGUCCAUCCCACACACUCGAACACUACCGUGACUUUUGAUGAAGAAGUCGUGGUCCACCUGAGCGAUUUGUACCAUGAGAACUCUAAGGUACUGACCGAAAAAUACAUCUCGGCUGAAGGGAUAGGCGGGAAAGCUGGCAAUGAGCCGGUUCCGGACAGUGGCACAAUUAACGGCAUUGGUCAAUACCCUCAUAGACCAAAUGGCGAGAUCAUCUUCCCAGAAUACCACAAGCUUCACGUCGAAAAAACUAAAAGUUACAGACUCAGGUUGAUCAACGCAGGCUCAAUGGCACCCAUCGUAUUCAGUGUAGACAACCACAAUUUGACAGUCAUCGAAGCGGAUGGAGUCGAAGUUGAGCCUAUCACCUUCAUUGGAGGGAUACAGGUUGAAGUUGGGCAAAGGUAUAGUGUGAUUCUACAUGCCGAGCAUGAUCACCACGAACAAUAUUGGAUGCGUGCAGCCCUAGUUGCGGAUGGGUUCAAAUAUGAUAAUCCGGAAUCUAACCGCCAAAUCCUCGGCAUCGUGGCUUAUGGAGAGGGACUGGAAGGUGUUCCUCACUCAGAAGCCCACGAAGAGAAGAUUGAAAUACUAGAUCCUACUCGCCUUCGCCCUCUUGUGCCUACAAAUCCUCCACCUGCCACUCAAACCUAUAUGGUAGAUUACUUACUUCGUCAAUCCCCCGGUGGAAGCACUGUUGGGAUGUUUAACUCGACAACUUGGGUACCUUUAUUUCCUAGUAGCUCUCUGCUGACAAAUUUAGGCGACGGCAAAGAUGGGCUAUCAGUACCUGCACCAUACCAGUUUUUACUAUCUGCAGACAAGCCAGAGGUGAUUGACUUGAUCAUCAACAAUUGGAGCGGAGGGUCCUCCACCUUCUCUUUGAGUGGACAUCGGCCUUGGAUCAUUGGAAGUGGCGAAGGAAAUUACCAUGGGGACAGGGCUGAUGCUGCACCAUCCCCUGCAAAUAUGACCGGUUCCACACCUAAUGGCCUGUCCGCGGGUUCCGCGCCCGACAACAUCUUGAAUGAUUCCACCCCCAAUGGCCCUCCAACUACUUCCACAACAAAUGACUCACAUGGCAAUUCCAUCGCCCCUUCGACACCCUCAACUUCCUCCAAUAGCACCAUGCCCAAUCCACAAGCAAAUCAGCCGGGUGUUUCUUCACCUUCCCCCAAUUCAAACAAUGUUUCCAAUCCUGAAAAAGAUCGUUCCCAAACGGCUGCUAAAAAACCUGAGUACAAACAAAAAGAUGGCACAUCAUCUGAUCACUCCAAAUCCUCUACACCACCGUCAAAGAAGCCCUCGGCUACUCGUCCAGCAACGUCAUCGCCUCGAUACUCAAAAUAUGGCGCAAAUAUGCAUGAGUUGAAUGUCCAUGAACCUUACAAAGGCCCAGAUCAGGAAAAAUGGACAAAGGGGAGAGGUCGGGCAUCUAGGGACAAAGCAGGAUGGACGACUCACAAUAAGAGGGAUAAAAACGUUAAAAGCCGAAGGCAAUUACCCAAAUCAGAUAACCCAGUGGCAAUUCAGCGCGACACCUUUACUAUCCCCAAAGAUGGCUGGGUCAAAAUUCGUUUUUCAACUGAUAACCCGGGCAUGUGGCUCCUUUCUGAUCAAAUCCAAUGGCAUUUAGCUGCUGGAGGUGCAAUGCAAAUUUCGUCUCGCAAGGCCGAGUGGGCUAAAGUACCAGAUGAAGUUCAAAGGUUUUGCUCAACUCCUGAAAAAUUGAUAUGAUAGAAUGGAAUGUUUUGUAAAAAAAAUUGUUCAAAGAUUCAAAAUUAGUUCAUUCUCUCA